Messenger RNA from Telopea speciosissima, 987 nucleotides. Its product is annotated as syntaxin-124-like. The coding region runs from base 50 to 976 and encodes 308 amino acids. Gene Ontology annotation, molecular function: SNAP receptor activity; SNARE binding. Gene Ontology annotation, cellular component: endomembrane system; plasma membrane; SNARE complex. Gene Ontology annotation, biological process: exocytosis; vesicle fusion; intracellular protein transport. The transcript has 2 exons. The record is from RefSeq and is a predicted model, not a curated record. NCBI's taxonomy places the organism in Eukaryota, Viridiplantae, Streptophyta, Magnoliopsida, Proteales, Proteaceae.
GAAAGACCGAAAAAGAAGAAGAAAAGAAAGCCUUCAAGGAUUUAUCAAGAUGAACGAUCUGUUCUCAAGCUCCUUCAAGAAGUACACAGACCUGAAGCGUCAGGCCUACCUGGACGACAUGGAAUCAGGUGGAGAAGCUGGAAAGGAAAGCGUGAACCUUGACAGGUUCUUCGAAGAUGUGGAGAAAGUUAAGACCGAGAUGAGGGAUGUGGAGAAACUUUACAAAAAGCUUCAAGAUUCCAAUGAAGAUAGCAAAACUGUUCACAAUGCUAAAACCAUGAAAGAGGUCCGAGCCCGUAUGGAUUCUGAUGUCCAACUAGUUUUGAAACGCGUCAAGAUCAUAAAGACCAAUCUUGAAGCCCUGGAACGCUCCAAUGCCGCUCAUCGAAAUCUCCCUGGCUGUGGCCCUGGCUCCUCUGCAGAUCGUACUCGAACCUCUGUCGUUGCUGGGUUGGGGAAAAAACUCAAAGACAUGAUGGACGAUUUUCAAGGGCUGAGAGCAAAGAUGAAUAUCGAGUAUAAGGAGACCGUGGAGCGCAGAUAUUUCACCAUUACAGGUCAGAAAGCUGAUGAAGAAACAAUUGAGAACCUGAUUUCAAGUGGGGAAAGCGAGAAUUUCUUACAAAAAGCGAUUCAAGAACAGGGUAGGGGCCAGAUUUUGGAUACUAUUUCUGAAAUUCAAGAACGACAUGAUGCUGUGAAGGAAAUUGAGAAGAAUUUGAUUGAACUUCAUCAGGUAUUCUUAGAUAUGGCUGCUCUGGUUGAAGCACAGGGGCAACAACUUAACGAUAUCGAAAGCCAUGUAAUGCAUGCCAAUUCAUUUGUACGGCGAGGAACAGAGCAGCUUCAAGUUGCGAAGGAGCAGCAAAAGAGUUCCAGGAAAUGGACAUGUAUCGCUAUUAUUCUUGGUGUCGUUCUCAUCAUUAUUGUCUUGUUACCAGUGUUCACGAACAUGAUUAUGCUUUCUAAAGCCUAGGUGUAGAUGAA